AUGGCGGGCUCCUGAAUCACGCUUAUCACGCGCUCGGAAUUUCUCCUCUCCUGCAUAGUUUCUCUUUUCGAUUCUCUAGAUCCGCUAGAUCUCUGAGACAUGGCGAGUGAAAAUGUUCGGAUGUCGCUCUCACGUGGUGAAGUUGCAGGAUUAGUAUUUCGAUUAACGCUCUUUGGAGCACUUACUUACUUCGGAAUAAGAUGGAUGGUGAACGCGAUUGACCCGACACGAAAGCAGAAGAUAGAGGCACAAAAAAGAGCUGAAAGAAUAUUGAAAAGAAUCGGAAUUACGAACGUCAAACUUACAGAGUACGAGCUAUCGAUAGCUGCGCAAUUAGUUGAUCCUAAGGACAUCAACAUAACGUGGGAGAGCAUAGCUGGACUCGAAGAGCUAACGCAGGAGGUCAGAGAAACUGUGAUACUGCCCAUUCAGAAGCGGGAGCUGUUCGCGGGCUCCCAACUGAUACAGCCACCGAAAGGAGUGCUGCUCCAUGGGCCACCAGGUUGUGGAAAAACUAUGGUUGCCAAGGCAACGGCACGAGAAGCAGGCGCUCGCUUCAUCAACCUGGAGGUUUCCGCACUGACGGACAAGUGGUACGGAGAGUCGCAGAAGCUCGCUGCCGCGGUCUUUUCCCUGGCCGUGAAGAUUCAGCCGUGCAUCAUCUUCAUCGACGAAAUCGACUCUUUCCUGCGGUCACGGGACACCCAGGACCACGAGGCAACAGCCAUGAUGAAGGCGCAGUUCAUGUGCCUCUGGGAUGGGCUCAUCACAGACCCCAAUUGCCAGGUGGUGGUGAUGGGGGCCACGAACCGUCCCCACGAUGUAGACCGGGCUAUAUUGCGGCGCAUGCCCGCCAUGUUCCACGUCGGCCUUCCGAACCAACUUCAGCGAAGUGGAAUCAUCAAGCUCAUCCUGGAAAACGAAAUGGUGUCCGAAGACGUGGACGCCCGCAAGCUCGGCCGCAUGACGGAGGGGUUCUCUGGGAGCGACCUGAGAGAACUGUGUCGCAACGCAGCGCUGUACCGCGUACGGGACUUACUGCGGGACGAAAGGCACAGCCAAACGACAGAAAAUUCAGACGAAGAGGUCUACCACGAUGCCUUGCGACCCAUCAGCAUGGACGACUUCACAAAUGCCCUCGGCAAAAUGAAGGACUCUAAAGUGCUGGCGCAUCCACGGACCACCCUGCCUCUAGAGUUGGACUGAGGGCUUCCGCCGACGAAUAGCCGACCACUAAUUUGAAUAGUGUUCUACCAACCGUAUUCAUCCUCUGUAUCAUACGUGUCAUAUCUGAUGGACCUUACUUGAUUCUAGUGGGAAAGACUCCUUCAGUGAAGCGCCUUGUGCAUAGAGCCGUUGGGCUGCAUUUCACACCAAACCCUUUGGUUUGAUAGUGGUGUCUCUUGAGGGCCACAGGUGAUGCGGCAGCCCGCAGUGCUGCCCAAGACGGUGUGCGCGGACGUUAGAAAAAGUAAUCCCGUCUUUCGCGUCUUACGACAGCAUGUACCGCAAGUUUUUAGGUUGUAGAUUGCCGAAAAACUUGCUUCGGAGUAAAUUCAGGAAGAAAAUUAUGGUGUGACGAUUUGUGUUGCACCUAUGUAUUUAGAAUGAGAAAGUUUGGAGAUUGGACAAAACCGUUUGUGUCAGUCUUCCACCAGUGCGCUGGAAAGGAGGGAUUUGUGCAGCGAAUGCACGUGGUAGCAAUACUCGGACGCAAGGACAGUGUGGUCCCCUUAGGGCUGGAGUGUAACGAAGCGCAGGACACACACGGGACACACACACAGUGUCAGACGUAGUACUCUCAUGUUUUCCCAUGGUUUUAUUCGGAGCAGGCUGUUUUAUUGUGAUGUCUGAACACUGAAUAUCCACUGUGUUUUUAAAUAAUAAGUACCAAACACCUAAGAAAAUACAUUAAUUUAGGUAA
Messenger RNA from Ornithodoros turicata, 1924 nucleotides. RefSeq names its product outer mitochondrial transmembrane helix translocase-like. The transcript has 9 exons. The record is from RefSeq and is a predicted model, not a curated record. Lineage: Eukaryota; Metazoa; Arthropoda; Arachnida; Ixodida; Argasidae. The coding region runs from base 100 to 1206 and encodes 368 amino acids. Gene Ontology annotation, molecular function: ATP binding; ATP hydrolysis activity. Gene Ontology annotation, biological process: extraction of mislocalized protein from mitochondrial outer membrane. Gene Ontology annotation, cellular component: mitochondrial outer membrane.